This is a messenger RNA of Lolium perenne, 1755 nucleotides long. The record is from RefSeq and is a predicted model, not a curated record. Lineage: Eukaryota; Viridiplantae; Streptophyta; Magnoliopsida; Poales; Poaceae.
AUGAAGCCAGCUAGGUGCACUGCAGAACCCAGUAGAAAUACGACACGCACCAUGAUCUCUCCACAUGCCAAUUCGUUUCGGGCGGGAGGGAAAUUUCCCAAUCCCACCCACCCGCCACCGCCGCCCGUCGCCCCGCCCCCGCCCCAGCGCACCGGCCGCCGCCGCCAUGGACGCCUCCCCGCCCCGCCCGUGCCGCCCGUGGCCGCGCCGCCGACGGCCCCCGGCCCGCCGCCCGCCCCGCCGCCUCGUCGCUCCCGCCCCCACCCCCGCACCGGCCGCCCACCCGCACGUCGCCGCCGUGGUCGCUGCGACCCACGUCGGCGCGAGCGGCGGCGUGCGGGGCAUCACCUCGUGCCGGCCGUCGCCCCCGCACCGGCUGUCGCUCCCGCCCCGCCCCGCACCGCCGCACCACCCGCACGUCCCCGGGCACGGGCGAAGGUGUCCUCCGGUGGUCCUCGUGCUGCCAAGGCCAAGGCGGCUUCCUCCCCGGCGCCGAGGAAGGCCGUGGCCAAGAGGAGGGCCCCGGCGAAGCUGCCGGUGGCCGCCGCCGUGCCGCCCGCCCCGGCCGCCCCGGAGGUGUUCGACGAAAUGGCCACCCCGGCCGCCGCCGUGCCGCCCGCCCCGGCCGCCGUCGUGCCGCCCGCCCCGGCCGCCGUGUCCUUCAUGGACAUGCUCAAUGAGGUGGAGGUGGACAUCAACGCUCCACCGCUUGAUCCCUAUAGGGAUGAUGAUUUGGAGGGAGGAGAGGAUGCGGAGGGAGGAGAUGAGGAGGAGGAGGAUGAUGAUGAUGAAGACAUCACAGAGAUACAAGAGGAGGCGUUCACCGCCGUUGCUCGCCCCCCCGUCCGCUCGUCGAACUACACCGACGCGGAAGAUAUACUCUUGGUUCGAGCUUGGGCGUCGGUGGGGUUGGAUGCGGGCACCGGUACCGACCAAACCGGUAAACGGUAUUGGCAGCGCAUCGAGGACGCCUACCUUAAGAUGAAGCCGAAGAGGAGUGGGUUCGCCUCUCGCUCAUUCCGGUCGCUUCAAGGCCGGUGGGACUUGAUGAAGCCGGCAUGUGCGCGUUGGAGUGCCGCCAUGGACCAAGUGAUGGAUGCGCCGCCGAGUGACUAUGAGAAGAUUGCCGGCUUGAGGUACAAGGAGAUGGCCGGCUCCAAGGGCAAAGAAUUCCCAUUCAAGCAUGUUUGGUCAAUUCUUCAAACAUAUGACAAGUGGAAGUUGAGAGAUGAUGAAACCGCACCGAAGAAGUCCGCAAUGCUUGACAUGGAUGAUCCGGAUGUUGAGGAGAGGAACUUGAACAAGCCCGAGGGAACCAAGAAGGCCAAGCUUAGGGUGAAGAUGGAAGGAGAGGCGGCUAGCCUAAGGGAGAAGAUGGAUCAUAUGAUGAAGGCAAGAGAGGCUUUGGCAACCAAGACGUUGGAGACAAAGCUUCUCAUCACCGAGCAAAAGAAGGUGGUCAAGCUUGCACACAUUGAAGCAAAGCGUGAGGAGGCAGCCCGCAAGGCCGACUUGGAGGAGAGGAUGCUCAAGGUGAAAGAAGCAAAGGUAUGGAAAGAACUCAUGGUGGAAGAGAAGGAGCACAUGAUGAUGUGCAAGAAAGACAUGGAUGAAGAGCAAUUGCAAUGGUGGAAGGAGUACAAGGAGGACAUCGCCGAGAGGAAGAGGAUGUUCCGAGGGUCCUCCUCUACCUUUGUAGUUGACACUACCAUGAGCGAUAGCGGUGUCGACAACUCGCAUGAUGGUGGGGUUUGA